Molecule: messenger RNA, 4627 nt
Organism: Vitrella brassicaformis
Lineage: Eukaryota; Vitrellaceae
Source: the annotation of a GenBank genome assembly
CUCAAAGGCAGAGCGUCAAGCGGCUAGGCGCCACAUCCAUCGCAUCGUAUCGUCCACAUUCAUUGGGUUUCAAACGAUCCCGCCAUCUCUGACAGUCACUGACUGAGAAGGAACAUGAUGGAGGCGUCGCAGCCUCCACGACCCCCUCCCCCUCCCCCUAUACCCCCCGCUGCUCCACCAGUACCCCCGGGUGGACACUUUCUCGGCAGUGUGGUUCCGCAGCAGCCACCGCCAACGAUGAUCGCCUUCUCGUCGCCGCCGGGAGGCGUCGCCUCCCCAAUGUUCAGACCUUUCUCGCCGGUGUGUGUGCGCAUCAACACACACACGCACACGUGUUGAUCGAUAGGCAUGCCAUGCGUGUGUAUCUCUGUCUGUCUGUCUGUGCUGCAGGGUGGUGUCGGCAGUGAUGGGAGCGAGAUGUAUGUGACGGAGAACGAGGCGAGCAGCAGCCGUGUGAGUGGCAAGGAUCCCAUGGCGCUGCAGCAGGAGCUCAGGGACCUCGGUAGGCACACACUGGCGCACAGACAGACAUGCACAGACACUCACAUCCACUUGGACACACAGAUGGAUGGAUGUGUGUGUGUGUGUGUGUGCAGAGAGGUACCCGAAGGACGCCAUCCCGCCGCGGACUCUUGUUCUAGCAAGGUUCCUCAGGUGCGUAGCUGCACACUAUGGGCGCCGUCAGAUUCGAUUCAUUCAAACCGUUCACGCGUGUGUGUGUGUGUAUGUGUGCAGUGAUGAGAAUUAUCGCAAGGCCAAGAUAAAGGAGGUGCGGUACAAGGCGGGCUAUGGCGCAAACAGGUGCGUCUGUGUGUGUGAGUGUGCUGCACAAAGAGCAAGCACCAGGCGGACAGACAGACUGUCUGAGAGUGUGUGUAUUCCUCCCUGUGUGUGUGAUGUUUAGUGUUAAUGGUCCGCAGUGCUACCAGUACUAUGUCGAGUACAUCGGCGAGGAGCAGCGGAUGGACACCUGGCUCACAGGUACUCUCUCUCUCUCACACACACACACACAUCCACCCGACACACGCAAUGUGACCUUCACGUGUUUUGUGUGUUCGCCAGCCGAGCAGAUCUUGCCCUUUGCCCACAUGACGGACAGCAUCCACAUCGACCAGGAGGAGAUCCACGAGGACGACGCCCACCACCACAAACACAAGUACUGUAUACACGCAAAGAACAGAACAGACACACCUACAAUGGGGAAAUCCUCUCUCUCUCUCUCUGCGUGUGUGUGUGUGUGUGUGUGCGCAGACGGCGGCAUCACCACCGGCACAAAAGAAAGCACCACUUGUAAGCAGACGGGGGAAUGAAGCUCACACACAUGCCGAGCAUCCAUCCAUCCAUCCAUCCAUUCAUCAGGCACCAUCGGCGCAAGUCGGCGCCGGGUGCGAGCCCCUCUGCGCGGACACAGUCGUUUGUCGCCAGCAGGGAGCCCUCCAUGCAGGUAGGUGCAGACACGCAAAAUGAGAUCUGGCCGUUGACGUGUGUGAUGGUAAUGGUGAUUGUGAUUGUGUGUGUAUGUGUGUGCGUGCAGAUCGGCGGUCUGCCCACCGAUAAGGAGCCGACUGUCAAGACGGUCAGCCGGAUACAGUUCGGCAAGUACCUCGUGGACGCUUGGUACAAUUCCAUCAAGAAGGAGAUCCGUGCGAUGUCUGUGUGUGUGGGUCAUGUGUGUGUGUGGGUGUGUGCGUGUGUGCAGGUACCCCUCCCCGUUCCCCCCCGAGUACACCAACCCAGACCCCGUGCCGCGCAAAUACUCCCACCGGAACAGCGCAAACACAUCGCAGCAGAGAGACCACACCAACACCAGCAGACACGUACGCCCCGCGCCCCCCCCACACAUACGUGGACAUAUCCACAUGGAGUGUGUGUGUGUGUGUGUCGGCGUGACACUGAUUGCCUUCAGGACCGUGUGCACUCUCCGUGUGCCUACAGCGACGCGUCGGCCGAGGUGGACGACGCCCACCCCGGCACCGCCAUAUACUUUUGUAAGGCAGCGUGCGCGUGGCGUGCACCACCGCGUUCGUGUGAUGAUUAAAGUGUGGCUGGAUCGGUGGUCGGUUGCAGGUGAGUUUUGCCUGAACUUUUAUCGCUUUCCUUCUGAGCUCGACUGGCACCUGCGGUAGGCAAACAGACCAGACGCACAGACACGCGGAGCCCACAUGGGAGGGAGUGCAUUGCUUGCAUCAUUGGAUGGGAUGGAUUGCAGGCACACCUGCAGGCUGCGGCACCCGCCAGGCGACGAAGUCUACAGACACGAAGAGUGAGUGAGCAGACACACAGACGCACGAAGGACGAAGAGUGUGCGCACCUUCAUCACAUCACACACACGCGUGUGCCUAUCUAUGUCAGUUUGUCUAUGUUUGAGGUGGACGGCUCUCUGGCGCCCGUCUACUGCCAAAACCUCUGCUACCUGGCGAAGCUCUUCAUCAAAUCAAAGAGACAAGACACGUACACACACACACACACACCGAGAGAGAGAGAGGGAGAGGGAGAGGGAGAGAGAGAAAGAGGGAGGGAUAGUACUUUGUUGUGUGUGUGUGUGUGUGUGUGGAUGUGUUCAGUGUGCAUGAGGUGGAGCAGUUUCUGUUCUUCGUACUAUGCGAGUAUGAGGAGGGCGCGGGGUACCACUUCGUCGGCUACUUCUCCAGACAAAAGGCACGCACACACACACACACAUCCAUCCAUCCACACACACAGGCGAACGUCCAUCUCUCUGUCUCUCUCUGUGUGUGUGCCCACCCCACCAGGAGUCGCCGCACGACUACAAUGUGGCGUGCAUCCUGACGUUGCCGCAGCACCAGCGUAAGGGGUACGGCAAGUUCCUCAUCCAGUUCUCGUACGAGCUCUCGCUCAUCGAGAAGAAAACGGGCGGACCCGAGCGGCCCCUCAGCGACCUCGGAGCCGCCAGCUACCACGCCUACUGGAAACAGGUGCGUGGUUUGGUUUUGUCUGUCUUUGUGGUUGAUUGAUUUGUGUGUAUGUGUGUUCAGACGCUGUUGGGUGUGUUGGCCAAGUGGGAGAAGAAGACGGUGUCUAUCCAGGAGCUGAUGGACGCCACGGCCAUACAGUCGAGGGACAUCCAGGACAUGCUCUCCAUGACUGGCCUGCUCGUGUACGGCAACACACACACACACACCCCCCACACACACACCACACAGACAGACAGACAGACAGACAAUGUGUGUGUGUGUGUGUGUUGUGUGGUCUGGGUGCGUGUGUGCAGUGAGGGUCAGCCCGGCGAGCACUGGCUGUCAGUUCACAUCAGCCAGGACAAACUCGAACGCAUCAACAAGUCAGCCAACAACAGACCACAACACACCACUCCGACAUGUCCACAUCACUUGUGUCCAUUGCGCGCCCGAUUAUACUGGCUGGUUGCAGAGAGUGCGGCCGUCCGGGUGUGCCCGUGGUGCGCGAGAAGGUAGAGUGGACGCCAUACAACAAGGAGCCCUACGGUGCGGUGCGCACACACAUACUCACCACACACAAUGCAUCGACACACUGUGUGUGUGCAGGUCCGCGUAGCGAGCGUCUGUUUGUCAACGGUCCCACCAUCGAGCGGGCCACCGUGAUGGGCCUCAAGAGGAGCCUCACGGCGCCAGCCCGGCCGGACGCCAUCUCGCAAAGCGCUCCUGUCGCUGAGGUGGGUGAAAAGUUGGUCUUUAAACUUCCUUGAGUGCACUGCACUAAUGCGAUGCGCCUCGUGUGUGUGUGUAUGUGUGUGUGCGUGCAGAUCAUCAACCGUGCUGCUGACGACUCGGAAGUGCAGGUGGGUGAGGGCAUGCCAUCCAUCCGUCCAUCCAUCCACCAUAGGGUGAUGUGUGUCAUUUUGUGUGGGUGCAGCCUGCGCAGAACUGGGUUGAGCACGUCAACGCAGCCGAGGACGACGAAGAGCACGAACGAGGGCACGGGCACGGGCAAGGGCAAGGGCAGGGUCAGGAGCAUGGUGGGGGAAACAUGCCGAUGCCGCCGCCGGUGGAGCAGGAUCUGGAUCAGCAGAUGGGCCAGACGGGAGGAGGAGAACAAGAAGGAGACGAGGAGGAUGACGACAUGCAAGUCGAGGAGGAGGAAGAAGGUACACACACAUCCAUCCAUCCGUCCAUCCACACACCACACCACACAUACUCUGUGUGUGUGUGUACUGCAGAGAUGGAGGAGCGAGAAGAAGAGCACGAGAUGGAGGAGGAGGAGGAGGAGGGUGAAGAUGUGGAGGAGGACGACUACGACGAGGGAGAUGACGAGGAGCAGCAGGACGACGACUGACCACAUACACACACACCUGCCUGCAGUCAGUGUGCCUUCACACUGUGUGCUGUGCUGGACCGUCCGUCCACACCGCACGAACAAGAACCGUUCUCAUCUCAUAAAGGUUGCAGGCAGAGAGAGGCAGAGAGAGGCUGGCUAACUGAUUGGUGUGUGUACACUAUGCAUGACGAGCGAGCAUGACUGUGGCUGUCUGUAUAGUCAGUGUGCAGCGUUCGAUGGAGGCUUGGUUGGAUGGAUUGGCUGCAUGAGGUGCUGGUUGGUUGGUUGAUGCGUUGUUGUGUGUUGGUGAGAGGGAGCGAGCGACGGACGGACACAGCGAACCAAUUUAACUUAACCACACACACACACGUGUGUGCGA